AUGGUUCUGAGCUUCAAACGAGGUGGAGGUCUAAUUAAUAAGCUUAUUGAUAACCUACCUUUUGAGGCACAUCUGUUGGGUGGAUACCAAUUUUGUGGGGCUGGUACUAAAUUGGAGAAACGUCUGGCAAGGGGCGACAAAGGGAUCAAUCCACUUGAUAGUUACUGCAAGGAACACGAUAUAGCAUACGCUCAGAACAAGGAUUUAACGAGUAGACACAAAGCUGACAGGCUGCUGGCCGAUAGGGCGUGGACGAGAGUAUCGGCUCCGGACGCUAAACUCGGUGAAAAGGUAAACGCUUUUUUAGUAACGAACGCUAUGAAAGCAAAACUUAAACUCGGUGCUGGUAUGAAGAAAUCGAAGUCAGAAAGUGUUACAAAGAAAAGGCAGAAAAGGAGUCCGAAACAUGACAGUAAGAAUGGAAAUACACAGAAGAAACACCUCAAGGAUGCUAUACUGGCGGCUAAAAACGAACUUAAAAAGAGUAAAAGCAAAGAACUUAAGGUAUUGGUUCCUGCAGCGUUGAAAGCUGCAAGAAAUGCGAUGAGGGGUGGUAAAAAGGAUCAAAUAAAAAAACCUAGAAUCAUACCCAUACCCAAAUCUGGAGGAGCGUUACCGUUCCUGUUGCCAUUAUUUGCCGGACUGUCUGCCAUCGGAAGUCUGGCCGGCGGAGCUACCUCAGUGUAUAAAGCCAUAAACGAAGUUAACAGAGCAAGAAAGGAAAAUGAACUUAUACUUAUAAGAUCAAGAACUGACCUAAAUGCUAUGCUUGGUGAGGUUAAGACUGAAACAGGAGCUGCAGUUGCUAACAAGAUGUCGAACAGAACAGUCGUAUGUGAUAUCCAAGGGUUCCGUGGACUAAAAAAUGAGUUCAUCGUGAAGGAAGCAGCUUUUCUCACAACUUCAGGUGCGGGUACAGAUCACAUCGACGGAAAACCUCAGAGAAAAGAAAAUUGUGCAAGAUGUGGGCUGUUCGAAGAAGACGCAAGCUUCUCACAGCAAGCCUUCAUUUAUGCGACAGACUGGGCCAAUGAGAGGGAAGACUUGCCGCAGUUCGCCCUAGCAGCCGACAUCACACAGGUGGAUUACUUUGACAGCUAUCAAAUAUCUCUAAAAGUAUGUAAUAUGCUGGGAGGAGGUGUCGCUGGAGUGUUUGGACCUCGGUCAGUAGACACCAGUGACCAUGUCCAGUCCAUCUGUGAUGCCAUGGAGAUUCCUCAUGUGGAGAUGAGAUGGGACUCUAGACAACGUAGAGGCUCCUGUCUGGUCAAUCUGUUCCCUCACCCUUCUACAAUGUCCAAGGUGUUUGUCGACCUAGUGAGCAUCUAUGAGUGGGAGAGUUUCACGAUUGUGUAUGAAGACAAUGAUGGACUCAUCAGACUGAAUGGCCUCCUUACCUACUAUGAUCAUAAGGGAUAUCCCGUCACUGUCCGCCAACUGGACGAGGGAGGAAAUUACAGGCCAACUUUUCGGAGGAUAAAGAAUGCUAAUCAGAAGAACAUUGUGUUGGAUUGCUCAGCAGAUAUACUCUUUGAUGUAUUAUUACAUGCACAACAAGUCGGCUUGAUGGGCGCUGACUACAGUUACAUUAUAACAUCUCUGGAUUUUCAAACUAUUAACUGGGAACCAUUCAUGUACGCAGGAACAAACAUAACUGGUGUACGUUUGUUCGACCCUGACAGCAGCGAAGUGAAAGACGUCUUGAGCUUCUGGAAGGACAAAGACAAAGACCUCCAAAUAUCAGGUGAAACUUUACGUACUGAGACAGCUCUGAUCCAUGAUGCAGUGUUGUUUUACGCUAAAACCGUGGAUCAGCUGUUGAGAAGUAUGGAUAUUCAACCUAAGCCUCUCAGUUGCGACACCAAUGAGAACUGGGAUCACGGCUAUAGUAUCAUCAACUAUAUGAAAGUGAGUGAAAUGAACGGAUUAACAGGCCUAAUCAAAUUCAACCAUGAAGGCUUCAGAACAGACAUAAAGUUGGAUGUAAUUGAACUCACAUCUGAAGGUCUGGAAAAGAAAGGAACUUGGAACACCACGGAAGGAGUGAAUUUCACGCAGACUUUGGAAACAGAAAGUGAAAUUGCUACUAAGCUGGAAAUGAGAAACAUGACUUUUGUUGUCAUGAUAUCAUUGAUAGACCCACAUGCCAUGUUUAAAGAGACAACCACCAAGCUGGAGGGUAAUGACAAGUAUGAGGGGAUGGCAAUAGAUGUGAUACAUGAACUGUCUCUCAUGUGCGGCUUCAACUACACGUUCCGAGAGCAAAAGGAGGGGGGCAGCGGCAACCCGGACCCUGUCACCAACAAGUGGAACGGAAUGAUCGGAGAGGUCAUCUCUGGGAGAGCUGACCUAGCAAUAGCAGAUAUUACUAUAACCCAGGAAAGAGAAAAAGAUGCUGACUUUACUUUGCCUUAUAUGAAUCUAGGAAUCAGUAUUUUGUACAAAAAACCAACAAAGUCUCCAAGCUUGUUCUCAUUCAUGUCUCCGUUCAGCAAAGAUCUGUGGCAGGCGCUGAUGGCUGCUUACGUUGGGAUCUCUCUGCUCAUGUAUAUAAUUGCCAGGAUAAGUCCAAAAGAGUGGACCAACCCUUAUCCAUGUGUUGAUGAGGGCGAAAUAGAAGAGUUGGAGAAUCAGUUCAGCCUGAACAACUCUUUUUGGUUUGUGACUGGCUCCAUAAUGCAGCAAGGAUCUGAACUGGCCCCUAUUUCAGUAUCCACUCGCAUGCUGGCGUCUGUGUGGUGGUUCUUCACUCUCAUCAUCGUCUCCUCCUACACAGCCAACCUGGCCGCCUUCCUCACAGUAGAGCAGAACGAAGAGAUAUUCCGCAAUGUAGAGGAGCUGGCCAAUCAGAAGCCUAAUGCUCCUGUGUUUGUCAAGUAUGGUGCCAAGGCUGGUGGUGCAACUGAGGGAUUCUUUAAGUCAUCAAAUCACUCAACAUACCAGAGGAUGUGGCAGUACAUGCAGGAGAACUAUGACGACGUGAUGAUGAAGUCUAACCGUGACGGUGUAGACAGAGUGCUGAGCGAUGCUGAUGAGUAUGCCUUCCUGAUGGAGUCUGCCUCUAUAGACUACGAGGUGCAGCGGCAUUGUGAGCUGAGGCAGGUCGGCAACCCUCUGGACAGCAAGGGCUACGGCAUUGUCAUGACUAAGGGUGCUUGGUACAGAAAUAUUCUAAGUAGCAGUGUUAUAAAGUUGCAAGAAAAAGGAAAAUUCACUCAGCUUUAUAAAAAAUGGUGGAGAGAAAAAAGAGGUGGAGGAGCAUGCAAUGAUGAUGGGGAUGGAGCAGACGCAGUUCCAUUGGAUCUGGACAAUGUUGGUGGGGUGUUCCUAGUGCUGGUGUUUGGAACAUUACUUGCUGGGGUCUUAUCUCUGGGAGAACUGAUGUUUGAGGUCUUCAUGAAGGAAGAUAGGGGACCUUUUUGGAAUGAAUUAAAACGAGAACUGAAGUUUGUGAUCAGCUGUAAAGGCACUGUGAAGAAACUAAAAACACCAUCGGAAGAAAAUACUUCUGAAGAAAACUCAGACCCUACCAGAUCUUUCCGUCUUUAG
This is a messenger RNA of Macrosteles quadrilineatus (aster leafhopper), 3549 nucleotides long. Its product is annotated as glutamate receptor ionotropic, kainate 2-like. NCBI's taxonomy places the organism in Eukaryota, Metazoa, Arthropoda, Insecta, Hemiptera, Cicadellidae. Gene Ontology annotation, biological process: modulation of chemical synaptic transmission; monoatomic ion transport; synaptic transmission, glutamatergic. The coding region runs from base 1 to 3549 and encodes 1182 amino acids. Gene Ontology annotation, cellular component: plasma membrane; postsynaptic membrane. Gene Ontology annotation, molecular function: structural molecule activity; glutamate-gated receptor activity; transmitter-gated monoatomic ion channel activity involved in regulation of postsynaptic membrane potential. The record is from RefSeq and is a predicted model, not a curated record. The transcript has 20 exons.